Molecule: messenger RNA, 7864 nt
Organism: Anopheles cruzii
Lineage: Eukaryota; Metazoa; Arthropoda; Insecta; Diptera; Culicidae
Exons: 10
Coding region: 1-7230 (2409 amino acids)
Molecular function (GO): protein binding
Source: RefSeq, a predicted model, not a curated record
AUGGAGAAAUAUGUAACCGUCGUCUCGGUCGAUGAUCAGGUACAGCAGCAGCAGGGUGCCUCGGCGCCAGUGGAGCCUGACCAACCGCUGGACCAGAGGCUGGACCUGCACCUGGAGCUCACCCAGCACCGGCCAAUGUUUGAGCAGGCCGAUCCGGACCAGGAAGACUCACAGUUCGUGACCGUGCUGUCGAUCAACCACGGCGAAGGUCGGUCACCGGAUGACGCACCGAACACACCGGAGAUGGUGCUGGUGUACCGGUUACCGGGCGAGCGGCUCGGGUUCGGGCUCAAGUUCCAGGGCGGCAACCGAAGCAACGAGAAGAUCCAGCGCCUGUUCAUUCAGUCCUGCGCGGAGAACAGUCCGGCGUCGCGGGUCCUCGCCAGCUGGGGCCACCUCCGGGAGGGUGACGAGAUCCUGGAGAUCGACGGGGUCAGUGUGACGCGCAUGACACGCAUCGAGUGCGUGAAGUGUCUCAAGGACAGCAACGUGGCGAUCAAGCUGCUGGUGCGGAACGGUGAGGGACGGGUACAGAACUUCUAUCCGGAGAAUGUGGGAGAAAUCCCCGAAAGGAAGAGUGGCCCACCGCCACCUCCGCCGGUUCCACCGCGGAAGCUCAACAAACGGAAGCUGACUCCGGUGGAACCGCAGUCACCGGAAGAGCCACCGACUCCGGUGGUGGCCGCUCCACCGCCGGAUGCCGAGUCGUACAGCAAUCUGUUCGCGGACGACAUCAGCGACCUGAUCUCGGAGUCGGACGACACGGCCAGCACCAUCUCGACGGUGGUGGACAAGUUCUCGAUCUGCUCGAGCCUGUCGUCGGAGGACUACACGAUCCCGUCGAACGGACCGAUGGGCAUCGGCAGCAGCCAGAGCCUGGAGCUGGCGAAAGCCCUCAAACCGUUCACGCUGCUCGAGCAGGAGUUCAACCUGGAGAGCAAGUUCGAGCCGACCAAUCUGUUCACGUUCAAACCGCAGGCGGCCACCCCGGCGUCCAACGUGGUCCAGCUCGCGGUACAGGGCGGCGACACGGAGUACGAAAACGUGAGCGUGAUGAAGGUGGACGAAAAUCGGAACUACGAGAACGUGACGGUUCCGUACGGACCGUACGAGAACGUCACGAUCCAGACGGUGCAACCGUACGAGACCAUGGUUCUGUCCCGGACUGCCAACCGACGGAGGAUCAGUGUCGAGGAACCGGAACCGUCACCCGCCCAUUACGAAAACGUCGAUUUGAAGACAUCCGCGGUUCCGCCACGACCCUUGCCACGCCAGGCAGCCAUUGUGGAGCCGAAAAAACGGGCCCCAAUUCCGGUCCCGAUUCCGAUCGUGGUUCCUCCGCCGAGACUCAAACACACGUCGGCCGCCGGCCAGUCGUCAAUCGUAGUGCCCGAAAGUCAACCGCUCGGGCCGGAGUACAACACGGUCCAGAACUGGCUGCAGGAUGCGACGGAAGUGAUCCACGAGUGCGCCCUGGUCCCUGCCGGCGGCGAUGUGCCGGUGGUGGAGGAGAAACCGAAGCCGCUACCCGAUGGCACCAUGGACGAUUUGCCGCGGCUGAUUGACUUCCAUCCGAAGGUGUCCGUUGCGCCGAAGGAAGCGGUGGUGGCCCCACCAACGUCACCCAGGGCGAUGCGAUACAACGGGGAGCAGUCGGAUAUGCAGUCGGUGGCACCGGAAACGAUCGUGCGGAAGUGUAUCAAAAUCAUCGCGAGCGAGGAUCACACGUACAUCGAGAGUAGCUCGAGCGACGAGGACGACGAGAAGAUGUACUGCAUGGGCCGGUCGGAGGAUGAUGACGAUCGGAGCAGUGUGCUGUCGCGGGAAACGACCACGACCCCGGAGCAGUUCCUUAGCGGCGACGGGUACAGUGACGAGGAUGGUGAAAAGCUCGGCCCGCCCGAAAUCGUGUCCGGUGGCCCAUCCGAAGCGUACUUUAACUUCCCGUGGAGCUCCAAUCUGCUGCCCCCGAUCGGUGAGGUGGAGGAAGAGUUUUCUUCGCUCGAGCAUCAGCAACAUCAACAACCGAUAGUUAUAAUCGACACGGCCGACGAAACUGUUAUCAACGACACCAACAACAACCAGCAGCAGCAGCGGAAGAAACCGAUCGGUGACGAAGCACCCCAGAAACUGCCAAAAGCCGUUGGACCGUCGGCAAACAUAGUCAUCGGAACCGGGAUGACGACGAUGGUGGCGACGCAGGGCGGCGAGGCAAACGAUUCGGAGGCGGACCAACCGGAUGCCGGCGUGACUCCCGUGGUGGACUCAUCGUUGACCAUCGAUCAAGACGUGGGUGCACCCGAAACAGAUAAUCUGCAGUCGCCGCCGCAGCAGCAGCAGCAGCAGCAGGAAGUGUCGGACCCCGAACCGCCGCCGGCAGCGGCGGUGGACGAAGAUGAGUUGGUAAACAAUGUUCACACGGCUGAUAAGCCGGAUCAGCCCGUCGACAAUGGCGGUCCGUCUCCGCCGCUGGGCACCACCUGUCAGGAAGAUGUUAGUGACAUGGCAAACGACGGCGUCGAUGGUGCCGUGCUGGUGGAGCAGCACCCGCAGCAUCCGCCCGUAGCGCCCGGCCCAGUCGAAAGUGUUGGACCGAUUGACAGUCAAAGUGCGAUGGCUGAUAGGAGCCCAGGCCCAGGUGACGUACCCGAAGCGACCGCGGCACUCCCGGACGACGCUGAUGGUGGCGAGUCCGAACGAACGGCGGAAGGACGGAAGCUGCAAGACGACGACGAGGAAGCCGAUAGCAAUAUCGAUGCGAUUGUUGGUGACGUAGACAUCGUCGAAGGCGAUACAGUUGAGAGUGACUUCGAGGAGCUGGUCAAAGCGCAGAUCGAACCGGUCGACGUCGAGGACAGUUCGGAGCAGAUACAACAGAUUCAUGAGCGAAUCAUUGUUGGCAUUGAGCGCGCUGUUAGUGAAGAAGUUAGUGAAGCUGCUGAAGCUGCUGAAGCCCCGGUGCCGGGUGAGGUGGCAAACGGUGACACGGACAAUGAGUGGUCGGAAGUGACACCGGGACAACCGGACCAACCGGAGCGGGACUUUGGUGAUGUAGUUCCUGUAGUGGCCCGAGACUCGGAAGUGGCGGAUAAAGCCGAACAGGAUACAGCUGAACAAGAAACCGUUGGCAUCGUUGCCCCGUCGGUCGGUGGCGUUGUUGGCAUAGCCACAGGUACGAAGAGCGACAAUCAGAGCGAAAAUCAGAGUGCCAGCGCCAUCGCAGGACCGCCGCAGAAGCUCACCCACAACGACGACGGCGACGGCGUUGACGCAGACCACGGCCACGGUGCGUCGGUGGCCAGCCGCGGCAAGAGCAUGGACUCGAUGAAUAAUGUAGUGACGACGACCACCACAGUGACCGCCAUUGCCAGCACCGUGCAUCAGCUCGUACCCGCCACCGUGACCCCCGCGCCACAGCACCCCACAGCAGCAGCUUCAGUAGCGAUUGGUGGCAAAGUAGCGCCACCGGCAUUCUCACGACUACCACCGGAUGGGCAUGAGUUCCCGCCGAACUUCAGCGAACCUUCCGCUAUCAACUCCUCCGCGACCCCCGGGGGGCCUCCCGUCAGCGCCACCGGCCCCGCUCCCGUCCCGCCACCCGGAGCCGCGAUGACCAUCAUGAACGGCGGUGGCAUGACGGGCGCAGCACCGGCCAAAUCGAACGACAAACAUUCCAGUUUCAACGACGAUUUGCCCGAUCUACCGAAAAGCCACCCACCGACGGUGCCCCGGAAGGCAGCACUGCCCCCUCCGAAGGUCAAUGGCACCCUAGAGUCCCCUGGCGCACAGGACAGCUACCGCAAACCGCCUCCCUUCCCGACGCGCAGUUCCUCGAUCGCCGAAUCGAUGCUCAGCCGCAAGGACUACCAGGCGCUCCAGGCCAGCACCGGAGGGGACGGGGCACAGUUCCGACGCCGCUCGGUCGAUGUCCCCGAGCACCCACACACUAAACCCCCGGCACCCCCCGGUGGCCGGGUGUCGCUACUGGGCUCAAACUGGCGCAAGGACGAGAAGUCGGAGAGGAGCGUCCGGGAUAAGAUCGCCAUGUUCUCGUCGGCGGCGGCGGCCGACGGUGGCGAAGCGCCCCUCCUACCAGCCCCGGCCCCCGGCCCCGGCAUGAUGCUGGGCGGUGGCCGGAAGUUUAGCAAAGAUUUCACCAAAAGCUCGGAGAACCUGCUCGGCGGUGGCGCUGGGUCGGGCCCGAAGCGAUCGUCGGUCGUGGAGGCGAUUGAGACGUACGCGACGCUCCGGAAGAAGGCGCACAGCGUGGAGAACCUGGACGAGGUGGACAAGGCCUCGGUCAUGCACGGCGGCAGCCAGCGGAUGCUGGCGACGGAGCCGACGCCAAAGUUCAGCCUCGAGACCUCGAAGCCCGUCGUGCUGGGGAAGGCGUACAGCGUGGAGAACCUCAACCCGCACCAGCACCCGCAGCCGAAAAAGUUCGGAUUCGAAAAGGCGGCCGACGUGCCGGACAUGGGCAAGGUCCUCGCGCGGACUAUCAGCUUCUCGGGGUACUCGAACGGCGGGCCUCCGUCCAGCGGCAGCCCGGGAACGGGCGAUGAGCGCUGGAAGUCAUCCAUCUCCAGUCUGCUGGAGCAGCGCAAGAAGUCGAUGUCGAAGCUCCGCGGGUUGGUCAUUCCGGAGAAGGUGCCCGAGGCGGAGGUACUGGCCGACUCGCGCAUCCUCGGGCUGCCGAUCAUCAAGAGCAAGGACUCGGAGAUCAUCCUCUCGUCGGGCGUCCUGCCCAAGGACAGUUUGCCGGCACCGCCGCUGCCACUGUCCUAUGGCCGCCGGACCAGCACGCUGCCGACGCCCUCCAAGUCCAGUCUGAACUCACUGGCCAAGGCUCCGGACUCGGCGAUCCUUGGACCGAUCCCCUACAAGCCACGCUCCAACUCGCUGGUGCCGUCCGACAGCAAGCAUUCCGAGUCGGAGGAGUCGGAAUCGACGCCGGUCAGCAGCUUCCGGAAGCCGCUGCCACCGAUGCCACCGGCCAAACCGCCCCGCACUUCGCUGGUGUACCCGCCACCGAAGGGGGGCUCGAUGGACUGUCUGCGCAGCACGGAGGACGAGAGUGGCGACGAGGCCGACGACAGUGACUCGGUGCUGAGCUCGCGGGUCUCUUCGCCCCCGGUGUCUCCGGUGGCCCCGGCCGCUCCGGUCGAGAAGUACGCCCUGACGCGUACCCUCAGUUCGGAGACGAACACUUCGAUCACGAGUUCCAACUCUUCGACGCUCACCACGAGCUCGGCCGGAUCGCAGGCCAGCUGCAGCUCGGUCGGCAGCACUCCGCCCACCGUCGACCUGAGCCGGAAGCUCUCGAAGUCGUCCUCCUCCACUUCCGAGGCCACGAUGAACCGCAAGAACGUGCUGGCGUCGGCCAAGUGUCGCAGCGGACGUGGCGGCGAAUUGCUGAAGAUCGGGGCCGGUGGCGCCGAGACGGACCAGAAGGCGAAGGGCCGGUACGAGGAUGGUGACAGCACGGAUGGAUACGAGGAAGAGGAACGCCGCAAGGUCUCCAAGUCCAAGACACGGGGCACGAACGGCGGGGUGGCGCAGAACGGGAAACCCGGAGGCGAUUUACCGCCCGCCAAGGAACUGACCCACUACAAGGUGGUGGACGCUCCGACCGCCAACAGCCUCGUCGACAAGGUUAUCAAGGUCGCGGCGUACGUCGAGGUUGUGUCCGAUCUGGACGAUAACGCUUCGGAGGUCAUCGAGGAGCUGGUUCUGCCACCGAAGAAGGAGAAACCACUGGCGGCCCCUGCGCCGGCUCCGGCUCCAGUCCCGGACAAGAAGUCCUCUCGCUCGCAGUCGGUUACGGGCGAUGCGCCGAUGUCGGACCUCGCCAAGUGGGUGCGCCACGAAGCGGCCCGGACAACACACAGCAAGGAGGCGGACGCGAAGGUGCCGAGUGUGCCGAGGUUCGGCACCACGGUUGCGCCGGUCCCCGUCAAGCGGGAGCUUCGGUCGUCGGUCGAAACGAAGAAGCUGAAUCUGGCCGAGAUCCGCAAAUCGUUCGAGUCGAAGUCGGCCAACAGUACGGUCAUCCCGGCACCGGUCAAGCAGUCGACGCCUCCAAAGGAGCCCCAGGUUCAGCCACCGGUUGCUAUCGUCGCCGUCACUGCCGUCGCCGCCACGGCCACCGCCAACGGGGUCACGCCAAAAAGUCAGACCGCUAGCGGGCACGAUCGGUUCUCGUCCUGGGACUCGCUCGCCUCCUCGUCGUCCGGUGUGUCCUCCCUGCAGACGGGCGCCCAGAACUGCUCCGGGUCCUCGCAAACCCUACAGAGCACUCCGUCCGACUACGGAAGCUUCUCGUCGCUCGGCAGCAGCCACAGCUUGAUGACGCCCCAGGACCUGCAGCUCAUCAUCGAGGAAGCGGACCCACCGCUGGCCACGCCCGACGCGUUCGUCGUGGUGCUGCAGCGCGAAACGCCCGAGAGCAGCAUCGGCAUCACGCUGGCCGGCGGUUCCGAUUACGAAGCGAAAGAGAUCACGAUCCACAAAAUUCUCACCAACUCACCGGCGGAGAAGGACGGCCGGCUUCGGAAGGGCGAUCGGAUCCUGUCGAUCAAUGGGCUCAGCAUGCGCGGCCUAACGCACCGCGAGUCUCUCAGUGUACUUAAGACGCCGCGGCCCGAAGUUUUGAUGGUGAUCACGCGAUCGAAGUCGCUCGUCGUCGCAAAGCUGAAGCGGCCGUCGAUGGGUUCGCUCAGCUCGCUGGCGGAGAAGAGCGAACUCGGCCAGACGGAACUGAACCUGAAGAUCCAGCACAAAGCGUCCCGCUCGCUCGAUCUUGACCAUCUGGAUGUGGCGUCCAACGAAGCCGAGAGCGUGUUCGACGGGACGACGGGGUCAGAGGACGGGCUGCUGUCGACGGACGGCGGCGGCGGUGGCGGACACUCUCCGUCCCACUCUCUCGCGCGCACAGUCGCUCCGAUGGCGGGCGAACUUCCGGACGGUUCCGGUCGCGUCGUGGACGUGCUGAAAGACGGUGCCGGGCUCGGAUUUUCGAUCGAAGGCGGCUUCGACUCGCCGGCCGGCAACAAGCCGCUGGUGAUCAAGAAAAUCUUCAUGGGUGGUGCCGCGGAAAAGUCAGGCGUGCUGCGUGCCGGUGAAGAGAUUGUUGCCAUUAAUGCCGUUUCGAUCGCACAGAUGACGCGGAUACAGGUGUGGAACAUGAUGAAGAAGCUGCCGAACGGUAGUGUGCGGCUUACGCUGAAGUAAACACGGCCCUAACAACAGCACAGGGGACUGUUGGACCGGGUCUACACAAUAUUGACACGCGAGCGAUCAUAUUUACCUUUAUUUUAUUUGUAAACUUUCGCCAACGUUUUGUUAUGUUGAUCCGUUUUUUUUUUAUUAUCAGAAGUCCCAACGGGGACAGACUGUACAGAUUCGGUGGCGAAACAAUGGUUUGAUUCUUUCCUUUUACGCGUUGCUGUGGCCACGCCACAACCUCCUGGAUUUGCUUGCUCACAAAUGCAUUUAAUGUUUUGUUGUUUGGGCAUCAUUUUGAGCACGGACACUCUACGUGGCAGGCAAUCGGUUCCGGAUCCGAUCGGAACACAGCAGCAGCAGCAGCAGCAACAAUCGAACACGUCGACUUGAAAAGUAGAGACAAGUCUAAGAUCGUUUGUAGUAACAUCAAGGCGCCCCAACUAAACUAAGUAAGCAAACUAACCCAUAACGCACGGUUCCUUCAGAUCCAGAUCGAAGCAGACUCUCGGCGAUCGGCAGCAGCACCAGCGCAGCUGCUGCUGCCGGUGCACCGGUAUCGGUAAUGUUAACUUCUUUUAAAACAUGUAAAUUGGAUUAAGCAAACGAGAAUAAAAGGAAGCACGGUGAAAUGUCUGGAACG